This is a messenger RNA of Didymodactylos carnosus, 1212 nucleotides long. NCBI's taxonomy places the organism in Eukaryota, Metazoa, Rotifera, Eurotatoria, Philodinida, Philodinidae. The record is from the annotation of a GenBank genome assembly.
AUGCAUGAUUCGAGCUUACACGAAACGCAGCCUUCUCAGCAGCAGCAUACUGUGCCAAAUGGAUUUUUUCAAGAGCCAACACCCGUAAUCGUUCCAGUGCGUGAACCAUGGCGCAAACGUAGUUGCUAUCAAAAAUUUUUGUCAAUAAUUAAAAACGAAGUCACAUGGGGUGUGUUCGUUCUUCUUUGGUGUGCCAUUGCACUUAUCAUAAUUUGGGCUGCGAAUACUCCUGUUAAAUGGCAACAAUACAAAGAUCCAGUUCAUGAACAAGGUCUUAUAGCUAUUAUCGGUGGUAUUUUUGCCAUUGUCGCUUCAGGUAUGAGUAUAGUCCAAAUGAUUCAACAUUUUGUACACAAAACUCAUCGUCCAUCGCAAAAACGGGUCAUAAGAAUUAUUGCCAUGGUGCCCGUAUAUGCAAUGACAUCUUGGCUUUCACUUAUAUUCUUUCCAUCAGCUAUCUAUAUGAAUUUUGUACAGUCCUGUUUUGAAGCGUAUGUCAUCUAUUGUUUUCUUCUUCUGCUCACAAAAUAUCUUGGCGGUCAUCGAGGUGUUGAAGAAGUUAUUAUGCAAAAAGAAACGAUCAAACUCACAUUUCCAUUCGGUUAUUGUUAUAAACCAGUACCACAUAUACGUUGGGUUUGGUAUUUCAAAUUUGGCUUAUUACAGUACUCAUGGAUUAAUCCAUUGUGUUCAGGCAUUGCUGUUGUUCUCAAUUUAGCGGGCCUUUAUGCAGAUGGACAAUGGAAAUUUAAUAGAGGCUAUCCGUACAUAACAUUUAUUAUUAAUGUAAGUCAAUCACUGGCUCUCUACUGUUUGGUUACAUUUUAUGAAAAUACAAACAUGGAAUUAAAACCAUUUAAACCAUUACCAAAAUUUAUUGUCAUUAAACUUAUUGUUUUUUUUAUAUUUUGGCAAUCUGUACUAAUGAGUGGUCUUGCCUUUCUUAAAGUAUUACGAAACACGACGUGUGAUUCGGCAACUAAUGCGUACUGUAAGAAUUCGACAGUAGGAUUCACAGUUGAACAAGAAAAAAUUCUAUUGGAAAACAUAUUGAUCUGUGUUGAAAUGGUCUUCUUUUCGAUUGCCCAUCAUUGGAUCUUUAGCUGGAGACCGUAUGCUGACGGAACAUUUAAAGAACUCAUGGAAUCUCGCUAUCGAAAUAUGAACAACAAAGAUGAUGCCGAGGUUGAUGGGCCGUCGACAUGGUUUUGA